AUGCUGUGCCCGCCCUCCGCUGCCUCCGCCGCCAUGCAGCCGCCGCACAUCCAGUCCGCCCACAUCGCAACUGACUCCGCCGCCCCCGCGCCACCCACAUCACUCGCCCCUUCCAGACACUCGGCUCUUCCCGGCGCCGCCGCUCCACACCCACCCCCACGGCCCGCCUGCUCCCCUCUGCUCGCCCCUGCCCUUGCAGAUGGCCCAGCCCCCCGGACCAGGAACCCCACGCCGGCCGCCGCCCUCGGCUCCCCGCCGCCCCUCUGCGUCUGCCCCCGCCGCCCGCUGCCGUUGCCCCCGCCGCACCCGCUGCCUCUGCCGCCGCCCCCGCCCCCCGGCGCCGGCGACCUGCCACUGCACGCCAUGCUCCCGGUGGGGGCAGACGCCGCCGACUGCACCAUGGCCUGCUACCGCUACGCGUCGCCCCAUAUGCAGCCGCCGCAACAGCAGUGA
Messenger RNA from Gryllus bimaculatus (two-spotted cricket), 453 nucleotides. The record is from the annotation of a GenBank genome assembly. NCBI's taxonomy places the organism in Eukaryota, Metazoa, Arthropoda, Insecta, Orthoptera, Gryllidae.